CUCCAGGUCCGCUCCGCGCUGAAGAAGAUGUGCGAGUCAUGCCGGUUCGUGAAGCGCAAGGGGAGGGUCUACGUCGUGUGCGAUAAGGUGCCGAAGCACAAGCAGAGGCAAGGGAUGUUCACGACGACGGGCGCGGGCGCGUCGUCGUCGUCGUCGUCGUCGUCGACGUGGUCGUCGUGGUCGGCGUGGGGCUGGGGAGAGAAGGGCGCCGCUGGCGUCGCGGCGGGGAGGAGGAGCGUCUUCGCGGGGUUGACGCUCUCGGGGACGUCGCGGUUCGGCUCGCUGCUUCCGCGGAUCGCGCGGUAG
This is a messenger RNA of Micromonas pusilla CCMP1545, 306 nucleotides long. RefSeq lists its product as uncharacterized. The annotation marks the transcript as partial. Lineage: Eukaryota; Viridiplantae; Chlorophyta; Mamiellophyceae; Mamiellales; Mamiellaceae. The record is from RefSeq and is a predicted model, not a curated record. Gene Ontology annotation, molecular function: structural constituent of ribosome. Gene Ontology annotation, cellular component: ribosome. Gene Ontology annotation, biological process: translation. The transcript has a single exon.